Molecule: messenger RNA, 4158 nt
Organism: Megalops cyprinoides (Indo-Pacific tarpon)
Lineage: Eukaryota; Metazoa; Chordata; Actinopteri; Elopiformes; Megalopidae
Product: interferon-induced very large GTPase 1-like
Exons: 2
Coding region: 1-4158 (1385 amino acids)
Molecular function (GO): GTP binding
Source: RefSeq, a predicted model, not a curated record
AUGGAUAAUUCAAAUCAGCCAAAGAAAAGAAAUCAGCUGGCCUUAGACUACAUCCAUCAACUUAUGAUGUUGGACUGCAAUGCAAGAUACAUAGGGACAAAAUCAAGUGCUGCAGUUUGUGAGGAAAAAUGUUCCACUGUUGAAAGCGGUGAUGAUUUCUUAAAUACUGAGAGUGACGAUACUGAAGAAGAUGAAAACCAAGGCAUUCAUCCAAUGGAUAUUCACAUAGCAGUGUUCCUUUGUGCCGAUGAUUUCCUAAGGCAGUACAUUUGUACAAAACUGGCCAUGUGUCAGUUCGCCUUACCUCUGCUUGUUCCUGACCCCGGCACCGGAGAGGUGGAGUUCCCUCUGUGGGCUCUGAGACAGGUACGGAAAUCCUGGAAAUGCAGGCAGGAAUCAGCUGGUACUGCAGUGCAGCGGUACGAUGACCAGUUAAUGAGCAGCACUCCAGCUCCAAUCAUCUCCUUCAUCAGACUCGGAUCAUCUUCACAGUCCAAAUCGCAAAUCUUGAACAACAUCAUCAGCAAACAGAAGCACGAUGUUUUCUUCCAUCGGCACUGUAGGGGCAGCACCCCCAAUCGCUCGCUCAUGGAUGGGGUUGUGGAGGUUUCCUGGUACCUCCCUGGAGGAAGGAGAGAUGACACUUUUGACAGCUGUGUGGCUUUCAUGAAUCUCCAUGGUGACGCCAGCAAACAUCCCAGGCAGCUGGAGUUUCUACAGGAUGUUAGCACAGUGAAUCUGGUUCUGCUUUCAGAGAAUGGCCUUGAUGAAGAAGCAAAGAGAAUCUCUAAAGCUCUGUUUGACUCACCUGUGCCUCUGAUCUGUCUCUUUUCUGGAAAGGAGAAAGUUCUACCUGGGCCAAACAGAACAAGGGUUAGACUGGCAGUCAAGAACAAGAAUGAAGCUCUUCUAUCUGAUGAAAUUACCCAUCACAUCAAGCGGUGUGUUAAUUAUCAAUUAAAAAAGAACAGAGAACCACAAAAAAACAGUCUAGAAAAAUGCUUAGGCGCUGGAAAAAAACACUUUAAAGUUGAUGAAGAAAAAUAUACAUGCAAACUCGGACACUCACGCGCUCAGGUACUGAUGAACCUACUAGGACAAGAACAAAAUGAACCUCCCAUCGCCAAGAGGACAUGCUUCCCUCUGCAGGCGAAAAGGAAGCAAAUUGGUGAUCCACCAGCCAUUGCAGCUGAAUUGUUAAUUUUGGGAUACCCUCUUGAACUGAUGGAUGGAGAAACUGCUCAUGUACCUCUAGUGUGGAUAAGUUCUGUCCUGGACAAACUGAUCACUCUGCUUGGGGACAAGAAGGUGUUUGUCCUGUCUGUGCUGGGGCUGCAGAGUUCAGGCAAGCCCACCUUGCUGAACACCAUGUUUGGGCUGCAGUUUGCAGCGAGUGCAGGAAGAUGCACCAGGGGAGCUUUCAUGCAGUUACUGACCGUGGAUGCAGAGAUGAGGGAGCAGCUGCAGUAUGACCUCAUCCUGGUGGUGGAUACAGAAGGCCUGAGACCACCAGAGCUCAGCCCUGCAGGCACCCUGACACAUGACAAUGAGCUGGCCACCUUCAUUGUUGGGCUCAGCAACAUGGCUCUAAUCAACAUCAUGGGUGAAAAUACAUGUGAAAUGCAAGACAUUCUGCAGAUUUGUGUUCAGGCUUUCAUGAGGAUGAAAUCUAUUAAGAUGAAACCAAGCUGCAUCUUUGUCCAUCAAAAUAUUGCAGACACAUCUGCACAUGACAAGAAUAAGGAGGGAAAAAGGCGUCUUCUAGAGAACCUGGAUAAAAUGACUCGCACUGCUGCAAAAGAAGAGAAUCGUGAAUUUAGCAGCUUCUCUGACAUAAUACAGUUUGAUGUUGACUCUCAGGUUUUCUACUUCAAAAAUCUCCUGGAGGGAGACCCUCCCAUGGCUCCUCCUAACCUCUCCUACAGCCAGAAUGUGCAGGAGCUGAAGGAGAAGGUUCUCUCCAUAGCACGUUGGCAGAAAGACUGUACACUGCUCUCUCUGUCAGAGUUUAAAAUAAGACUCACUGAUCUCUGGGAUGCCCUGCUGAAGGAGAAUUUUGUGUUCAGUUUCAGAAAUACUUUGGAGAUCAUGGUGUACAACAAGCUUGAGGAAAACUAUGCAAAGUGGUCAUGGAGACUGAGAAAGCAUGCCCUGGAGACUGAGAGCAGACUGCACAACCAAAUAAUGAGCGGUCAACUGCAGAGUGUGGAUAUGGCUGAACUGAAAAGGGAUUUUGAUGGGAUUCACAAAGAACUCAAGGAUGAAAUAGACAGAUAUUUUAAAGAAGAAAAACACAUAGAAAUACUCAUCCAGUGGAGAGCAAACAUUGAUAAAAGAAUGGAAAUGCUGAGGUCUGAACUCACUGAGGAAACAGAGAAUCAGUGCAAGGAAUUACUGAGCAGCAGGAGAAGCAGAGCAGAACUUGACAAAAGGAAGUCAGAAUAUGAGAAGGAUUUACUGACAAGAAGCAAAACUCUGGCAUCUAAGCUACAGGAUAAGAAACUCAGUGAUGAUGAAAUAAGGAAAGAAUUCAACACACUGUGGGUUGCAUGGUCCAGUGAUGUGUCGUCAGAAACACUCCGAAAGCAACCAAUCAAUGUGAAGGCAGUGGUGGAAAAUACCCUCCUGAAGCGCUUUGAGAAGAACACAGACAUAAUCAAUGACAUACUGGAGAAAAGGGAGCAGUUUGAGUUUAAACUGAAUGAACAUGUUAAAUUGUCACAUUACGAGCACAUCAAGGCAAUAGUUUGGUUGAAUGCAAAAGAACACACUGGUAAGAAACUCACACAAAAAAUACAAGAUGAAGUAAACAGAUGCAUCAUGAGAAGAGAAGAGAAAAAAAUGGAUUUCAGUGAAAACUUCAUCUAUGAACUGCUAGAUAAAAUAGAGCAUGAUAUUUCUGUCUGUGAGAAAGAGGAAAAAAUUCAAUUCCAACUGAAAUACAAAGUUGGCAUUUCUGUUCACACAUGCACUAAAGCAAUAGAGAGGUUUGAGAAAAUGCAUGAAAAAUUUCAGAAAGCAAACGAUCCCCUCACAUAUUUCAACAGCCAGAGGGAAGAUUACUUCCAGAUUUUCAAACAGUCUUGUGAAGGUGCAAGUUCAGUUGUAAUUUUUGUGCAUUUACUUUGCAACCAGCUAAAAACAGCAAUGCAACAGGCAUCAUAUGAUAAAUCAAGUGUUCAAAUUGUACAUGAUUUAAAAUCAAACCAUGAAGCCUUCAGUGGUAACAGAUCAAACCUAGAGGAACACAUACUGAAAGACCUUGCUGAGAAGGAGAAUUUUGACCUCUAUAUUGAGUAUAUGGAUCAGCCAGAAAGAUACGUUCAAUUUUUUAUUACAAAGAUUGUUGUAUCAUACAGUGAAGACAGUACAAAUACAGCAAAAAUACUUAAUGACAAUCUGUCUUUGUUGACAGAUGAAAUUGUGAGAACAGUCAACACAGUGACCGAUGCUGUGAUAAGAGAGAAGGGCAAUGUCUCUAUGUGGCUGGAUGAAUUCUGCUCACAGCUUGGAAAUCACAUGGCAAUUUCGAGAGAAGAUGUCAGAAACACAGAGAGAGAAGACAUAACAGACCUGCUGUUUCUCAAAAACACGUUGGUCGAGUCACUUCUUAAAAUGGUGGAAAAUGUAAAGGAGGAAAACAAGAAGAGUCUUAACCUGGGCAUGUUCAGAAAAAGGCCUGAUGAGAUGCUGUUCCAGCAGAUGAGUGGGUGCUGGGAGCAGUGUCCUUUCUGCAAAGCCGUCUGCACCAACACCAUGCCCAACCACGACACAGAUCACUGCGUGGAGUUCCAUCGCCCCAGAGCUUUGGCUGGUAUGUACUACAGUAACACAGAAAAUUUUUGUCUUGACUUUUGCACCUCUGCAGUCAUUAGUGAUGAAGAAUUCAAGCCCCACCCUGAAUCCAAAUGGAUCCCUUUCAAGAAAUACAGAGAAGCAGGACCCCCCUAUGGCUCUUGGAACAUCACUCCAGAUGGCAGUGAGAAAUGCUACUGGAAAUGGUUCAUCUACACUUUCAGAUCAAAGCUGGAAGAGAAAUACAAGCUCAAAUUUAAAGGCAAAGGCAUAAUACCGGGGUCAUGGACCAGAUUUACAAAGCAGGAUGCACUGCAGGAGGUGGAUGGGGGCAUAAAUAACAGGAAGAACAUGAUUGAAUGA